This is a messenger RNA of Ilex paraguariensis (yerba mate), 1057 nucleotides long. NCBI's taxonomy places the organism in Eukaryota, Viridiplantae, Streptophyta, Magnoliopsida, Aquifoliales, Aquifoliaceae. The record is from the annotation of a GenBank genome assembly.
CUUUGGACUCUCUCUUUAUUCCCUAUGUCACUUUUAUUUGAAACUUUAACCCACCCAACUUCACAUGCUCUUGCUAGAACAAUUUUCGAUCUCCAUCUCUCUCAAGUGCCUCCCUUUGUUUUGGUUAACCCUUUCGCCCCCUCCUGUAUCUCACCACUCUCGUUCUCAACCCACCCACUUUCUUUGCUCUUAUUUAGGUGAUUCUUUUCUUCCAAAUCAAACCAAUCGGCUUCUUUCUUGGUUCUUGUGCCUCAAUUGUCUCUCAACUCAAUUGGAGACAAUGUCACAAGGCUAUUCAAUUGAGCUUUACUUCGAUCCUGCGCUUGAAAACCAAGUUCUGAAGGCCUGGAAUGUAUUGGCUCGACGCCAAAUUAGUACUCAGCUAAUUGAAAUUGAAUCAAGACCUCACAUUACCCUCUUUUCUAGCCCGUUCAUUGACCCAUCGAAGCUCGAAAACAUUGUGAAAAGUCUUGCUUCAAAGCAAGAACCUUUGCCUUUGUCUUUCUCUUCAAUUGGAAGCCUCCCAAAUGACAACAAUGUUCUCUUUCUGGCCCCUACUCCAUCUCUGUCUCUUCUUCAAUUCCAUUUACAGUUGUGUGAAGCAAUGAAGAAGGACGGCAUUGAAAUUGGGGAGGAGUGUCGACCGGAUUCGUGGAUUCCUUAUUGUCCAGUUGCUGAAGAAGUGCCAAAGACUCGAAUGGCUGAGGCAUUUACUGUUCUACGGGACUUGAAGUUGCCAGUUACUGGGUAUGCAAUGGAUAUUGGGUUGGUCGAGUAUUCACCAGUCCGUGAACUCUUCUCUUUUGUGCUUGGUAAUGCAGUAGAACUUUGAUGUUCCUGAUUGUUCGUUCUAAUUAGGUUUGUCUUCUGGAUCCUUCAUCUUUGUCGUUAGUGAAAUGCAUUGUGCGUUGUAGAUGAUCAUAUCCUAUAAUAAUUAGUAACAAAUUCAGCCUUUAGUACUUGAAGUUGGUUGUUAUAUUUGCCUCAGGAUUAAAAUUUUUAUGUUGGUUAUGCUUCUACAAUGGCUUUAUUUACUGAAUACUGUAUUAGAAUGGGA